AUGUUACUUUAAAUUGGAAUUUUAACUUAAGAUGGAUAAAUUCUAUUUCCAGUUAUUCGACCUUAGUAUUAAAUUAUGGAGUAAUGAAUAUUGUAAAUUAUUAUCUAGUGUUAAACUGAUACUGCUAGUAUAUAUUCUCAAAUACAGAAUAAAAGCAAAUACAUAAAAAAUUUAAAUUACCUACCUUUAUAUAUUAAAGAUAAUAUUAUAACAUCUUUUCUCGAAAUAAAUAGAUCCAUAAGGAUAAAAAAUUAGCAUCCAUAUUGAGCUGAGGUUGCAAAUUUCCUGCAGAUCGAAUUAAAAAUAGAUGAAGGUAUGUGUGAGGAUAGAAAUCAGUAUGUAAUGUAUUAGAAAGAGUAUUUCUGGUACACUUUUCAAAGAUACAGGAAGGCUAAUAUCAAAAAUGCCUCACUUGUUUAACCUAAUAUGGGAUCAUUUGCAAAUUUUACACAGUUUUUUAUGCAUUAUGUUCAGAUAAGUUGAUCCUAUAUCGGUAAGAAAUUUAGGCUGUUUUCUUCAAGUAAUGCAGAAUAUGCAGGCACCUGCACGAAUAGAUAAUGUGCAUGUAAUGAAAAGCCCCAUUAAGAAUGAAUUAGAUUAAGAUUUUGUACAACAAUUGGCAGCAGCACAUCUUGAACAAUUAACAGAGCUUUUUCAUAGGUAUCAUUAUCAUUAACAUUUGUGGUAAUAAGUGAUCUAUAAAUUUGAAAACCUCUAAUAAGUCAUCAAGUAAAGUGCUUUGAACAAGGUUGUCAAUUAAAAUUCCCAUCUCCAGCAACACUAGAUACAUGAUGCACAAUUGACAAAAUAUACUUACGAGUUUGAAGUGCUAGCAAUAUGUUGA
Molecule: messenger RNA, 844 nt
Organism: Paramecium octaurelia
Lineage: Eukaryota; Ciliophora; Oligohymenophorea; Peniculida; Parameciidae
Source: the annotation of a GenBank genome assembly